This is a messenger RNA of Candidozyma auris, 948 nucleotides long. RefSeq names its product mitochondrial 37S ribosomal protein mS45. The coding region runs from base 1 to 948 and encodes 315 amino acids. The transcript has 2 exons. Gene Ontology annotation, cellular component: mitochondrial small ribosomal subunit. The record is from RefSeq and is a predicted model, not a curated record. Gene Ontology annotation, molecular function: structural constituent of ribosome. Lineage: Eukaryota; Fungi; Ascomycota; Pichiomycetes; Serinales; Metschnikowiaceae. Gene Ontology annotation, biological process: mitochondrial translation.
AUGUUCUCUGCCCUGACAAUUCGUCCUAGCGGCGCUCGCUCCGUCCAAGCGGCCCGUGGAUUCAGACGUAAGAGAAAGGCAGACUACUUCCGUGUGCCCGAAGGGUUUCUCCCUAAACCAGACCCGAAAUCCCACGAUGGACCCUUGAAGAGGCAACUUAAAGUGUUUCUUGGUCCCAAGAACAUCAGAGGUGAAUACUAUACAAACAAGUACUGCUAUCCUCCUCAGAACCACCAGCCCCUGUACAUCGAUGAAAACAACUUCCCUAGAGUCACGCCAGGCGUUGAAGUGUUCCAGAGGAAUCCUUCGAGAGACCUCUCCAAGUUUCCUUUCCCACACAACAGGCAUACCCAGACGGCCCAGGUAAUUCUGGAGGACAUGAAGCAGAAAAUUUUCUCCGAAGUGGUGGAGAAGGGCGUUCAUGUCCAGGAAGUAGCACAUAAAUAUGGCAUUCGUCUUCCUCGUGUAGAGGCGCUUGUCAAGCUACAACACAUUGAGAGACAAUGGAGAAGCGAGAACAAAAUCAAUGAGGACCUUGACAAAUUUUCGAAGGUUAUGAACAGAAUGUUCCCCUUAUUCUACCCACCCAGAGACAAGGAUAACUUGACGGAAAUUCCCACCCCAGCCAAGACAUUGCACCAGAGGUUCUUGACCAUCUCUGAGUCGGAACCAUUUGGUCCCGUGGACGCUGGUAAGAUCUUCGGGCUUGAGCCUGCUCAAGAAACGCUUAACAGCUUGUCUGAAUUCAAGGAGGUGAGUGACAUGCCCAAAGUGAAACAAAACGAGGUUGUUGUCGGUGUUCAGAAACAAGGCGACGAUACCGAGUUCAGAUUCACCAAGGCCACCGCGGGCGAAGUUGGUUACAGGUACGGUGCUUCUAGAAGAGACAAGAAAAGAGACAGGGCCGUGGGCUUCGAUAAACUUGGUCGCAUGGUCUACACUGUAUAA